This is a messenger RNA of Raphanus sativus (radish), 751 nucleotides long. RefSeq names its product nuclear transcription factor Y subunit B-7-like. Gene Ontology annotation, molecular function: DNA-binding transcription activator activity, RNA polymerase II-specific; RNA polymerase II cis-regulatory region sequence-specific DNA binding; protein heterodimerization activity. Gene Ontology annotation, biological process: regulation of transcription by RNA polymerase II. The transcript has a single exon. Gene Ontology annotation, cellular component: nucleus; CCAAT-binding factor complex. The coding region runs from base 7 to 633 and encodes 208 amino acids. NCBI's taxonomy places the organism in Eukaryota, Viridiplantae, Streptophyta, Magnoliopsida, Brassicales, Brassicaceae. The record is from RefSeq and is a predicted model, not a curated record.
AAAAAGAUGACUGAGGAGAACCCAGAAGAAGACCAUGAAUCUCCUGAAGGAGCUGAAACAAAUCCAGAAAACCCUUCUUUGAAGAACAACAGCAUCAACAAUAAAGAACAAGACCGGUUUCUUCCAAUUGCUAAUGUCGGAAGGAUCAUGAAAAAGGUUCUUCCCGGUAACGGUAAGAUCUCAAAAGAUGCCAAAGAAACCGUUCAAGAAUGUGUAUCAGAAUUUAUCAGCUUUGUUACUGGUGAAGCUUCUGAUAAGUGUCAAAGAGAGAAAAGGAAAACCAUCAAUGGAGAUGAUAUCAUUUGGGCCAUUACCACUCUUGGUUUCGAAGACUAUGUGGCUCCAUUAAAGAUCUAUCUCGGGAAAUACCGAGAAACUGAAGGAGAGAAAGUCAAUAGCCCAAAACAAAGACAUCAACAACAACAACCGCAGGAUAAUCAUCAUUUCCAGUUUCAAGAACAAGACCAUAACAACUUUUCAUGUACUAGUUACAUCUCUCAUCAUCAACCUUCUCCAUUUUUGCCCGCAGAUCAUCAACCUUUUCCAAAUCUCCCUUUCUCUCCUAAAUCAUUGCAAACACAGUUCCCGCAACAGCAUGAUAACACUGAUUCCGUUGGACAGUGGUCAGUGUAAAACUUUUUUUUUAUAAAUUUUUUUUUUUGUUUUAUAUAUUAUUAUAUUUUAUUGUUUCCGGUACAUCUUAUAUUGUUGCAAUAACACAUUAGAUACGUACACGGUACAUCUUGACAUU